Messenger RNA from Pocillopora meandrina, 8784 nucleotides. Lineage: Eukaryota; Metazoa; Cnidaria; Anthozoa; Scleractinia; Pocilloporidae. The record is from the annotation of a GenBank genome assembly.
CUGGCCAAGGUUUCGUUAACGCUGUUUUGGGAUGAAAAUUGCAAAUUGGAUUCAGCCAUGUGAUAGCCGUUGAACUUGAUACACUCGCAAAAUGUAGCAUCGUCCAGGGACGUUUUGCUAACUUAGGCUCCUGGCUGAGGAAAAUUUCUCAAGAAAAAUAUUUAACCUAGGAAACUUUGCACUAACUUUGCCCUGCGGAAAUGGCGUGCCCCGGCGCUCUGAUUUUAUAGACACCUUCAGAUCUAGACUUGAAGUUAUGAGCGGGCUACUGGAAACUGGAAGUUCACCAUCGGAAGUGGAAAGCUUAGACCUGGAUGAAGUGAGUUUUUUAAAAUGUCGUUCCACAUAUUAAUAUUACCUUAAGAUACAUCUCACGUUUAAUUCGACCAAUAGCUAUACAUGUAUCUAAAACUUCACCAACACUAUCAAUAUUACUCAAAAUUACCCGCUCUUACUCCUGUUAACUAAAGCUCAACCACUAUUAUUAAGCUUGUCUUGUUUGAAAAAACUCCUUAAUUACAAUAUUAUGCAAGUGUUAUCAGAUAUUUUUUUUCCAUUUAAUCAAGACGUGGUGAGACUGCAAAAUCAAUUAGCUUUUGACAGUUUAAUUAUCUGUCUGGGCCCAUUUGAUUAAAGGGUAGACGAGGCUAUCCAAAGGAAAAAUCACUUUCUGACAGAGAAGUGAUGGAAAAACAUGCUAUGCUAUCCGUGGGUAGGGUUAUCCAAUCUUGGAACAAGUCCGGGGCUUGGUAUAAACAAUAAAUCAUUCCAUAUUUUUGUAAGGGGGUUUAUGUGGUUACUGGUUCCAAAGCCAGAAAUCAAGACCUCAGAGCACUAUUACUGCUCCAUCCUUUUGAUGUAUUAAAACUCCCUCUUUCUCUUUGGGUGUCAAAUUAUCAAACCUUCUUAUGUUGUGUAUAAUGCAAGAGUUUCAUGAAAAUCCAGUUGCUGGUGGUCUACUACUGACUAUUUAGCCUGUAAGCAGGCUCACUUGUUUGGGUUUUGCCUUAGGGUACUGCCAUCUACCUCACCACUGGAAAAAAGUUAUUGAAACCCAUGUAAUGAAACGCCUGGUGAGUUGGAUGUUUUAAAUGAACUUUUUUUCUCCUUUUAUUUUUCAUAGGAUUCCAGCUUGGAGUCUAGUAUUGUGAAUGAGCUGAUUGAUGAGGCCAUUGUCGGUGUUUGUUUAGACAUUCAUCGUUCUGUUAAACAAGGAGUGUACAGUGUCCUUGAGCAAUCAGAUGAAAAAAUGUUAGUGUCAUCUACUUUUGCCCUUACAUAUUUUGUUGUACACCGCUCACUUGUAAUUUUAAGACAGUUAGUAGUUGAGGAGAGGUGCAAGGGCAGGAUAGUCAGUGACUUUGGGUUAAGAUGUUGGAGUGGUAGACCUUGCUGGGUCAUUGUGUUGUGUUGUUGGGCAAAAUGCUGUACUCUCAGAGUGCCUCUCUCCAACCAGGAUUAUGAAUGGGUGGCGGCAAAUUUUCAGGGAAGCCUGAUAAAAUGCUGGGGGAUAACCUUGCAAUGGACUAGCUUCCCAUCCAGGGGAGAGUAGUAAUACUCCUAGUAACUUUAUCCAACAUGGAAUCUGGGAUAAGCUGUGGCUGGAUGGGCCAAUAGGCUUGAGUACAGACUUCACCUUUACUUCAAGGUGUAAUGUAAUUAAAAUCGUAACAAUUGGUUUCUGAAACAGACAAGCAACAACAAGCAAAUUAACUCCCAAGAUGAUAUGCUUAAUAACUAGAUUUUGGCUGAACAAGGUGAUUGAAGACCAUACUUCCUUGAAUAAGCACCUGGGUGCUUGUUCAAAAUUUUGGCGAAAGGGUUGUGGGGGGGAGGGGGAGGGGGAGGGGGGCAUGCUUAUUCAAGAGAGGGCUUUGAUCAAAGCAAGGGCACUUAUAUGAGAAAAAUAUGGUAUUCUGAUAAAGGGAGUGGGACCAAGUGCAUGAGGGGUACCACUAAAAAUUACUUCCAACAGUUUGUUAUUCACUGGUGAACAGAAAAGUAGACAGGGGUAAAGGGGCCUGUUGUCAUAGGAAACAAUUCUUCUUGUGUCAAUUCUGAGAGGAAUGAGAGGUUUCAAAAGGAAGCAUUGUUUAUGCAACUGUAUCUGUUAGGUUGUGUGGUUAAAAUACAGUGAUUUGCUUAUGAAAUAGCUUUAUAUCUGGGAUCUAAGAAUGAUUUGUGAGGAUUUCAAGAACUAACAGUAUGUGUAUUCAAUUAAUGUAUUAUUAAAUUUACCAUUACAGCUCUAAAAUAAUUCUGUUAGCUUAAGUUCCUUAUUCGAUAGCUUGCUGAAUGCUAAAUGUUUUCAUAUUUACUUUGUUUUUCAUGUUCUUUCUGUGAUCAGUAUGAAACAGUUUGGUAAGUAUUCUAACUUGGAAACUGCUUCUUGUUCAAGUUUUUUGUGGCUUUUUUUAGUCCUCAAUGUCAUGUUACAAUAAAACACAAAGUGUAAUUAUUCUUAUCUAUACAAAAGUAGCCUGCUGGAAAACAAUUUAACAGAGCACUUCUCAUUUAUUACUUUUCUCAGUAAUAAUAUUAAUAACUGUCUGGUGUUGACCUUAUAUUAUCUUUUUACUUGUCCUUGGUUGACUAAAGUGUGGAUAAGGCUAUCCACUUGAUAAAGGGGUAAGUUUUUAGAGACGUUGUGGUGCUACAUCAGUGGGGAGUAUAACAGGGUAAUUUAGGAUUAUCGACUUAGUUGAUAAAGAAAAUUGGCCACCAUUAGGGGUUUCAAAGCUGAUGUUUCAAGUGUUAGCCCUUUGCCAUUUCUCUGAUGAAAGUUUAAUGCUUGAAAUGUCAGCUUUUAAACUCUUUAUAGUGGCAUAUUUAUGUUAUCAACUCAGUUGAUAAUACUCAAUUACCUUAUCUGCUGGAUAAAUCUCUGUGAUGUAGAUAGGGCAGUACAUUUUGGUGACACUCGUUCCCUGGAAAGCGAUUUAUCUGUUGGAUAGCAUUAUCUGCCCUUUCAACAAGUUGGCCCGGUUGUUCAAGAUGUGAUGCCUCUUUUCUUCUCUUAUAUGUGUAUUGUUUUGUUUUAACCCUUGAACUCCCAGAAGUGAUUAACAUGUAACUUCUCCCUAUUAUAUCCAUACUUUAUCCAGCAAAGAGAUAAUGAGAAUUCUCAAACUUAUCAGGUAGAUAUCUUUGUCUUGAUCUUACACCAAAUUCUCAUAACUAAUUUACAGGGAAAUGUGUAGCAGCUAGAGGGGAGAAAUAACAAUCAGAUCUUGGGAGUUAUAGGGUUAAUACAUAGAAAACUAUGAUUUGACUGAAAGGGCUUCUAACUAAAUUAUUUGAUUCAAGGGUGAUAUUUUUAGGAGAAAUUGUAGGCCAAUCAAUCUUAAGGUGUCUACUGUACAAUUUAAUGAUGAUAGUUUGGAGAAUUUUGUUGUGGAUCAACUAAUAAUCCUUUAAUUGAUAUUUUACUUUGUUUUCAUCACAUCUGCCUGAUGUUGCAAUGCUAUGGUGACAAGAAAUUAUUUCUUGGUCACUCAUGGGAAUUAAGUCCCCUUUUUUUUAAUUCAUUAUCGCAGAAGUGGUGGACCGUGAUGGUUUGGAUGUGUUUGGGCAGGGACCACUAAAGAAACAGGUUGAGUGCAUUUGUCCCAGCUGUCAGAGGAACAUGGCUGCUAACAGAUUUGCCCCUCACCUAGAAAAAUGCCUAGGAAUGGGUCGUAACAGCAGCCGACUGGCCAGUAGGAGGUUGUAUGAAUGAAUUAUUCAAUUAUCUUAUUUAAAUUUGUUAUUUGAACACUGCAUACUGCUCAAAUUAGUUCAGUUGGUACAAAAUUAUUGCUUAUUUUAGGUAAUGGAAAUUUCUGUUGGGAACCAAUUUUUGGGAUUUUCUGUGUAAGUCUCUGAACAAUAAAGGAAAGAAACUGAAUUUAGGGAAUGGUUAUACAAUUUUUUAAAGGUAAUUUUCAAACUAGCAAAGGGAUGUUCUGCCAUAGAUCAUUUGGGGAGUGAUGGAUAUUUCCAAUGAGUUGGAUUGCAAGGUUUUGUAGUAGGAUUUUUUUAACCAUUUGACAGAGGGAAGAAAAUAUGUGAAUUUCUGGUCAUUUUUUUUGUAGUAGUAUUGUCAGCUGGAACUCAAACCUGCUGAUCAAGAACAAUUUGCAAAAUCUGAAAAAAAAAUUGUUAUAUUUGGCUUGUAGACUGUCUCAUCAAGAGAACCUGUAGCAUAAGGGUACUGUUUGAAAAUUUAGAUGGAUUCAUCUAUGAAAAAUGAAAUGGGACCAUUAGAGGUCACAGUUUUGCCAUUGACAUUAAUUUACAGGACUUGUCCAUAAAAAAUGGUCACUGAUUAAUAAGAUUUAAGUUUAAGUUUCCCAUCUUGUGUCAUUUUUCCAGGCUUGCAACCACAGGCAAACUGAUUGAUGGAGAUGAUGAUGACGACAACUACUUUGACGAUGACUGGACUUGGAAUUCAGACAGAAAACCAGGUUUGUUGGGACUUGUUUCCACUUCUUUGAGGCAUAUAUUGGUUACCUUUUUUAGUAUUCAAGUACAAUGAACAUGCUGCUUUUCACAAAUGUAAUGAGUUUUCAAGGGUUAACAAGAAAAAAAUUUUUUUUUUCACUUUGCAGGAAAGAAGAAUAAGAGAGACAGGGUAAGCUUUCAAACGGUAAUGACUUUUUAAGCAGCUAAGUAAAUGGAAUUUAUUAUUUUAAUUAUAUAUUAUAUUAUUAUUUAGCAAAUUCAAAUUCAAGGUAUCUGUUUCAUAACACAUGAAAAGCUAAUGAGGAGUGGAAGGGUUUUUCCAUUUUUAAUGUCAUAGCUUAAUCCUUUAACUCCCAAGAUCUGAUUGUUAAUUCUCCUCUCUAGCUGUUACACAUUUCCUUGUAAAUAAGUCAUAAGAAUUUGGUGGUAGAUCAAGACUACUCACUUUUACCUGAUAAGUUUGAGUAUUCUCAUUACAUAUUGGCUGGAUAACGUGUGGAUGUUAUAGGGAGAGGUUACAUGUUAAUCACUUAUGAGAGUUAAAUGUAGGAAAGGAAGGGGUGGCCUCUUUUAACCCUUCAACUCCCAGGAGUGAUUAACAUGUUACUUCUCCCUUCAAUAUUCAUACAUUAUCCAGCAAACAGGUAAAGAGAAGACUCAAACUAAUCAGGUGGAAGAUGUUAUCUUGAUUUAACGUGAAAUUCUCAUGACUUAUUUACAAGGAAAUGUGUAACAUUUAGAAGGGAGAAUUAACAAUUAGAUCUUGGGAAUUAAGGGUUAAUUGGUUACUACCCAAGUCUUACUUUAUUGCUAUCAAAAUUGUUCUGUCUUUCAAGGGAAAUUCACCCAGGAGAGCAAAAGCCCCCAGGAAGAAUGGUAUGUGAAAUAAUUACUAAUUUUAAGUUCAGUUUGUGGCUCUGUUGCACAUUUUAAAAAAAUGUAAGGUAGAGUCUUGCUCAUUGCCUUGUAUCACUUCAGUUGAGUUUUUUCUUUAUUCUUUUUGGUCUUAAGGUGAAGCUGGUACACCACGUCCAGGCACGCCUAGUUCUGUUCACAGUGGCGAAUUACCAGCAACCAGGGUAAAAUUCAGCUUAUUUAUGUUGCAAUACUGUGUAGAAUAUUUUGAGUAAAGCAGGAAAUAAUUUUUUGAAAGUUUAAUAUGUUGAUUCAGUUUUUGUAUUUUGUAGACUGGACUCACUGUGGCUGCCUUUGAACCCCUUGGAAAUGGUGUGUACAGUAAUUAGGGGUAGAUUAUGGGCUCUAGAUUUCAGUUGCAUGUUCACUGAUGAGGGAUAUGCUACGAUAAACUAUCACACAUUGAAAUCUCAUGAUUUAAGGGGGGUUAUCCUCAGUUUACCCCUCUCCCCCUUGGUAAUUUUGCAAGACUCCCCCUGACAGUUCAUCAGUGCCCAUUCUCCACUCAGGAAUGUACCCCUGGGUGGAAGAUUGCACUGAAAGAAAGAAGAGUUUUUCCAAUCAACACAACAAAAUCAUUCAGCCAGUGCUUGUAUGUGUGCCUAUGGGUCCAGUGGUCAGAAUGUUAGCCAUUACACACUUCGUUAUUUUUCUCCCAUAACUGCAAAAGAAGCUGACCAAAUUUUGGUGGUGAUUGCUACCUUUUGAAUGAGCUGACAAUGUCUUUCCCAAUAAUUUGGAAAAGUUGUGUUUGUCUUUAUGAUAACAUGAACUGUUUCGAUUAUAUUUUUCAGAGGAGAAGAAGAGCCUUCUUUCCCAGGUGUGUACAUUUACCUUAGGAAAUUCAAGUUAUUUCACACACUACCUGUGCCUUACCUUUCUCUAAACAUCAAUAAUUUAUAUUUGAUAUAAUUAUUUUCAAAACAUUACCUUACAAUACAGAGCAAAAUGAAACAAAAUCACCAACUUUAGUAUAGUACGUACAAUGUGUUUUCAGUAAUACAUUACUUACAAUAAGGAUUUAUUUUUCAAACAGCUUUCAAUCCAAGUACAAUACUGCUUACAUGGUAAUACUUACAGGUCUAACUUGAUGAUACUAAAAACCUUCCUUCAGAAGAAUGUAUACAAGGAUAAUCUUCCUCUAACUCGAUCUUUGUUUCGUUAUUAUGUAACUAUUUGUUUUGCAGACGUGUGGUGUAAUAUCAGAACAUACAGCACGCAUGUGCACAAGGUAAAUUUAUUUUUUAUGAGAUUGUAUUACAAAUAAAGGACUUGAAACAAAGUGCUAUGUUUGGUCUAUAGUAGUUUUUGAACUUGCCGAAGAGAGAGUGUUUGUUUGGCAUCAGAGAGGAGAGAAGUACCAAAAUUUCAAUAACAUGAACUAUUGUUUAUACAGAUGUCCGGGGAGAACAUUCCAUGUGCUUCUACACUAUUCUCUUCUUUGUUCAUUUCCUGGCAAAAAGUUACAAGAAGCUGUAGUUGAUUUUUGGCAUGUGUCUAAUUUUUUUGGAGAGACGAACAUCCAUCUUAAAUUAAUUCCUAUUGUUAGUUUCUGCCUUGUUUUGGAGGAAUAAUAUUCCCCAAAAACUUAUAAUUGCAGUCUUUUUUAUGCAAAGAAUCUCGAACCUUCUUUUACACUCGUUAAUCCUUUUUAUUGAUCUACAAUGUUUAUCUUUGUUGCAAUGUUCUCUUAGAUCUCAUCGAUGUCCGCAGCAUUCAGAUGAACAGAGACAGAAUGUCCGUCUACGACUUUUAGGUACUUAAUACGUGUGCAAUGAUAUGCUGUUUCUCUCAACACUUGCCUCACUUCUGAAAUCAAGAAAUGCUGUUAUGAGAAAUGACGUCUUUACAGAUGUGGUGAAAUUGUAUUUUAACAGAGGAAAAAUAAUUGAUCACUGAGCUAAGUGCAUAGCCCCACUAAGCCUGCGAGUUGGUCAGCGUUAUAAGCAUUUCGGCACGAGUCCUCGAGCAGCGUGAGCCGGCGAGAGGUCAUUAGUGCCAGACCCCAGGCAAACCUCUCCUCGACUUGUCUUAAAUCUUCCCGCGAGAGGGGAAACGCGUGUCCUGCGUGUCGCCAAGUUUUGCUAUCUGAAACUGUUAUAUGGUGAUCUCUAUUUCGUAUAUGUUUUUGGACACCUUUUUUAAUUGAAAUGAAACUUUCAAAAGUUAGAAAAGAAAUAUCUCGUAGCAUGAUGGUUACUAGACGUUUGAUUUUGUUUUCGUGCAGGUUAUGCAGAAUUUGAACCCAUUGUAGGAAGGUGAGGAUGCAGUGGGUAUAACGACACAUCCCUAUGUAAUUAUAGCUCUCUAAAUUUGAUAACUUGAAGAAAUUUAAACUGGCACUCGCUGCCUCAAACUCCUCCUAGAGUCGUAUGGUCUUUUGGCAUAGUUUUACUUUUGUAUGUCGACGUAAUUUUUGUCACUUUGAAAUUCUAUUACGAAAUUAAUUUAGUACCUAUUUGUCCCUUCUUUCUUUUGUAUUUACAUAUCUUUAUUUGUCCAGGAGUUCACUGGAAGCUGAUGAUGUGAUUGGUAAGUAUUUAUCUUCACAUAUCGAAAAAGUUUGUUUUACAAGACCGUCGUAAUAUUCUUUGCGCGCAGUCAUCCUUCUACUUCUUGUUUGUAGGUUCGAAUUUAGUCCUAAACAACCACUUGUAAUUGUCAGGUGACGUGCUUUCAGGCUGUCAGAACCUAGUUCUCUUGCAGAAGUUAUAAAACAACCACACUGGCCUAUAAGUCACAGUGUUUUAAAGCUGAAAACUGUUUAAGCCGUUUGACAGCGGUGGUUUCUUUUAUUUUCCGUGCAAUUUGGCGCGCGGCUGGAAAACAUGUCAGGGUCCUUUGCCAAAUUUGUACCACGUGCGAAAAAAUUUUUCCAAUAGUCAGGUUACUCUUUGGAACCUCCAAACGCGGUCUGUGACAUAAGUUCGUAUGCCUUUUGAGGGAGGGGGUGGGGGGCAAAAUGAAGUUGAACUAAAGUUUGGUGAAAUAGCCCCUUGUAACUUGCGUCAUAAACAUAACUUAUUUCUUUUUGUACUAACAGAUGUUGACAGCUAUGAGGAUGGUGAUGGACAAGCCUUGAGAGAUACUUUGAACAGGUUUAACUCUUUGAAUUUCCACCGAUUAAGUCGAGGUGGUCUGAUACACAUUUACAACAUACAUUUCUGGAGCUUGUACUGAUAAAAGUUUUGUGUACGCUGAACAAAUUCUCUAUUUUCAUUUAAAGGUUAUCAUGGGAGGAAGAAUCGAAUGUUUCGACAGGCGACGACAACUCACCCGCUGGUAAGAAUUUUUACAAUUUCGUCCCGUUUGAGUAAUAAUCGUAUUCAAAAAAUUCCCUCUGUUUGUUUCUUAGCAUUUGGAAGCGUACCUCUUUCGAAAAAGAAGAGAAAGAAAAAAGCAAAACACAAAAGACGUCCCAGAUGA